Lates calcarifer (barramundi perch) is the source of this 3673-nucleotide messenger RNA. RefSeq names its product integrator complex subunit 5 (gene ints5). Gene Ontology annotation, biological process: snRNA 3'-end processing. The record is from RefSeq and is a predicted model, not a curated record. The transcript has 4 exons. Gene Ontology annotation, cellular component: integrator complex. The coding region runs from base 163 to 3207 and encodes 1014 amino acids. Lineage: Eukaryota; Metazoa; Chordata; Actinopteri; Centropomidae.
CCUUUUUUAUCAACGAAGAAGAAGUCUCAUCUUCCGGCUUUGUAGCGCCCUUUCACUGUAUUCUUGUCCUGAAAUUGGACAGAAAAAAUAACAAUAAACUGUCCCAACUGUUGUCACGUCGAAGCCCCAUCAGCCGAGGGGAGGAUUUGAUGUGACGCUUUGAUGUUAAAGGACCAAGCGAUGUCUGUGGUGUUUGACGGGAGUCCGCUGAAAGCGAUGCAGAGCUCACACACUCACACCCCGCAGACUGCCCUGAGCGCCCAGGAACUGUCCCAGGAGAUCAAGUCCUUCAUCAGUGGUGUUGAUACCGUUCAGGGCCGGAAGCUCAGUGUCCGGGAACACGCCCGCUGUGCUGUGCGGCUGCUGCGCUCCGUCCCGGCCUGCCGAGGGGCGGUGCUGGAGCAUCUGAGGAGUGUGUAUGAUGAGCAUGUUUCCGCCUUCCUGCAUAACCUGGAGACGGAGGGGGAUGCCAGCUCCGGGGUCAGCUCCAACCUGGAGGACAUCAUACAGGAGGUCCAUGGCGUGUUAUCAGAGUUCAUCCGGCUCAACCCCCGGGCCUGGGCGCCCCUGGUAUCUGCCUGGGCUGUGGACUUGUUGGGCCAGCUGAGCAGCAAGCACGCCGGCCGCAGGGUGGCCCCCCACUCCUCCAGCCUCAACGAGCUGCUCCAGCUCUGGAUGUCUUGUGCCGCCACCCGCUCCCUCAUGGAGGCCUACUCUCAGUGUUUGGCGGCCAUGCUGGCCUGGUGUCCCGACGCCUGCGUGGACGCGCUGUUGGACACCUCGGUUCAGCACUCCCCGCAUUUCGACUGGGUGGUUGCUCACAUCGGGUCUGCCUUCCCGGGUACUAUCAUCAGCCGAGUCUUGGCAUGCGGACUCAAGGACUUCUGCUCUCACGGUGCCAAGGACCAGGGGCUGAUGGUGAUGGGAGCGGACAAAGGCAGCAGAGUGCCCAAGAUCGGCUCGGUGGUGGGAAUCCUCGGACACCUCGCAGCGCACCACUCUGACAGCAUCAGGAAGGAGCUCCUCAGGAUGUUUCAGGAGAGCCUGAGUCCAUCGAGCCCUCUCUCUCCCACUUCGUCCUCCACCUCCUGGGAGAGCUCCCCUCAGCUUCGUCGAGCUGCGGUACCAUUUCUGCUGCAGCUGGCUGCAAUGUCCCCCAACCUCUUUGGUGCUGUGUCCGCAGAGCUGGUAGAGCUGUUACGCCCCCCUGUCCUGCUCCAGCUGCAGGCCUUGCUGCAGGGCCUCCCCAGAGAGGAACUGGAUAACAUGCUGGGGCUUGCUGUCCACCUCAUCAGCCAGAGUCCGUCUGGAGGGGCCCGGGUCCUCCGUUUUCUGGCAGACACUGCAACCCCGGCCUCAGUCAUCAUCUCCGGCCCAACGCCCUCCCCUCAUGAGGGAGUCAGAGAAGGUUGUGACCGCCUCCUCCAGAUGCUGCUCCUGCAUCUCCACAAACUGGUCUUCAACCGCUCAGACGGAGCUGAAGGAAAUCCCCAUCACUCUGCUUCCUCUCAGCCCCAGAGGGUCAUCCCCUUCUUGGAGGAGCUGCAGUCUCACGUGGGCGAGCUCUGUGCUGAGACACUGCGACUGGAGAGGAAACGUCACCUCUGGCUGCACCAGCUUCUGUGUCUGCUCUCAGUGUACGGGGGUCCCAGCGUGGCCACCGAGGCCCUCUGCCAGCUACUCACCCAGGCCCGCAACCCAGAGGAGCUGGCUCUGGCCUGGCAGCUUCACACCACGCUCUCCUCCUGCAUGGCGGGGCUCAUUCCUGCUGCUGUAGCUCGCUGCGUGGCCCAGAUCCACACUCACACCCUGGGGCCCCGGCAGCUGAGACAGCUGCUGCUCAACCUGGCCGCAGCCAUCCAGAGUCAGGAUGAGGAGAGGAGAGGAUCAGCGGGUGCUCAGUCCUCCAUGGCCAUCCAGGUGGGCUCAGCGGUCUCAGGACACCUCCAUGAUUUUGGCCCGCUGCUUCUCCACGGCGACCCGGCCGUGUCUCAUGCCACAGUGCGCCUCCUGUCCUGCAGCCCCCUACCUCGCACCUCCUCCCCAGCACACCUGCUCUUGCUCUCCCGCACUGCCGUCACCCAUUUCUUCCUAGCGCUGCGGAGGAGAGGAGAAGGGGGGAAGGUGGGGAGAGAUGGGGGACAGGCAGGCGAGGCUGUGAACUGUUCGGUCCUGCUCCUGUCUCGUUUCGCAGCGUACUCGCCGCUCACUCUCAAGGCGGUGCUUCAGCAGCUGGUUGAGGGAGCGCUGCAUAAAGGCAACACUGACCUGUUUGGAGGGCAGAUCGCUGACAUGUCUGGUGCCCCCGUGGCUUCUCCCUCUGUGUCCCCUGACCUUGGAGCCUCCCUGCUGGAAAUCAACUGCCGGUUCGGCACCACCGUCAACUUUUCUGGCAGCGUGUGGUCUGUAUUUCAUGCCGGGGUGAUCGGCAAGGGGCUGAAGGUCCGCACCGCUACACAGCUGCCAGACCCAUCUGGGGUCAUCCAGAACAUCCAGACUCUGCUGGCUGUUGUAGUCCAGUGUUGCAGCUCCUCUGGUCUCAACGGCUCUAUCAACGGCUCACGACCACCUGCUGACCCUGACGAGCCGCUGCCCAUCAACGCCGAGGCAGCCAAGGUUGUUGCAGUCACGUUGGUGGAAAACGUCUGCCCAGAUGUGGCCAAUGGCGAGCUGUCCUGGCCCCCGGAAGAGCACGCUCGCACCACCGUGGAGCGAGACAUCCACAUUCGACGUUGCUUUGAGGCCCACCCGGUGCUUUUCCAUCUGCUUCAGGUGGUGGCGGCCGGACGCCCGGCUCUCUGCUACUGCUCGGCUGUGCUCAGGGGCCUCCUGGCCACCCUGCUGGCCCACUGGGAGGCGUCCCGCGAUAUGUCAUCCACAGACUCCCCGUGGCACCUCCAGGCCUCCUGCAUCCUGGUGUCCUGCAUGGGAGAAGGCCAGCUCUUGCCUCCUGUCCUGGCCAAUGUCCACGAAGCCUUCCCCCACCUCACUCCCUUCGAGGUAAGGCUGCUGCUCCUGGCUGUGUGGGAAUAUGUGAGGGGCAAUGGACCAAUGCCUCAGAAAUUUGUCUUUAGCUCAGAGAAGGGCCUGUUCUGCAGGGAUUUCUCACGGGACGGCGACGUGGCGAGAUACGUGGCACCGAUUCACAGCGUCCUGCAUAAAAACAUUGAUAGAUUAGGACACCUGUGCUGGCGGUUCCAGCUCUAAAGGGCAGUGAAUUGUGAAGAGCAGGUGAGAGGGCAGAUACAGUAAAGUAGAUGUCAUACAGUGUUACAUUGCUCCAAGAGUGGACUGCAAAGUUCCUGUCACUGUACUUCAGUUUCAUACAAGUAGAGCUGUGUGCGCAAGCGUGUGUGUGUGUGUGUGUGUGUGUGUGUGUGUGUAACUUUUUGUACCAAAUUUGAUACAUUUCUAACAAGUUGUUUUUGUGAGAAAGACAAGGAGACAAGAGAAAUGGCACACAUGUAUAUUUUGUUAAUACAGAAUUUUUGCCACAUGAAAAACAGCCUUAAUAUUGUCAUUUUGGUUAGAAAAUACAAUGAAAUGCUAAAUCAUUUGUUUUUAUGAUUUCAGAUUGUUCAUGUUCUAAAAUUGUGGCUGCAAACAUGCCAUGCAUCUCUUGUUAUAUGUGCAAACCACUAUACAAAAUAAAUCUUCAUUUGGUUCUAGAGUA